Dioscorea cayenensis subsp. rotundata (Guinea yam) is the source of this 1443-nucleotide messenger RNA. RefSeq names its product vacuolar protein sorting-associated protein 25-like. The transcript has 8 exons. Gene Ontology annotation, cellular component: ESCRT II complex. Gene Ontology annotation, molecular function: protein homodimerization activity; structural molecule activity. Bases 181 to 720 code for a protein of 179 amino acids. The record is from RefSeq and is a predicted model, not a curated record. Gene Ontology annotation, biological process: protein transport to vacuole involved in ubiquitin-dependent protein catabolic process via the multivesicular body sorting pathway. Lineage: Eukaryota; Viridiplantae; Streptophyta; Magnoliopsida; Dioscoreales; Dioscoreaceae.
UUUAGUGCUGAUCAAGAUUUCAUUUUUAUUAAAUCCAAAAUCUCCCAAUUUCCCCGUACCUUUCUCCGGCGAUCGGCUUCUUCUCCGACGACGAGGAGCCGGCGACGGCGAGGCAGCGAAAACCAGGGUCAACCGUCGAGCUCUUGGUACGAGGCGGAUUUUGAUUUCUAUUUGCUGGAGAUGCAGAGGUUGGGAGAAUUCAAGCUGCCGGCUUUCUUCAACUAUCCCCCUUAUUUCACCCUGCAGCCAGUGAGGGAAACUCGUGAGAAGCAAGUGCAGUUGUGGAAAGAACUAAUUCUUGAUUAUUGCAGAAAUCAAAAGGUUUUUGUAGUAGGAUUAGAGGAAGAUUUUCCUCUAUUUUCUAAUCCGGUGAUUGAGAGAUCUCUCAGCCAUGAAGCAAAGGUGCUAUUUCUUUCUGCAUUAGUUAAUGAAGGUCGUGCUGAAUGGAUGGAUAAAGGACAUAAAAAAUGUCUUAUCCUUUGGAUGAGGAUUCAAGAUUGGGCUGAUUACAUCGUAAAUUUUGUGAAAGAAAAUGGAUUUGAAGAUAGUGUCAUGACUGUUGAAGAUAUCCGCUCAGGAUUCGAGUCCCGUGGAACUGAUCUUGCUGGCAUUGACCGUACCGUGCUGAUGCGUGCUUUGAGAUUACUGGAACAGAAGGGUAAAGCUGCAAUUUUCAGGGGAACUUCAACUGAUGAUGAAGGAGUAAAAUUCUCUGUCUAAUUGCAUACACUAUGUUCAUUAUCACCAUUCGAAUUCUUUCGACAACCAUCUACAUAGCUGGCUGUGAAUGAGUGCUCUGCUGGUUCAGUACACACCCAUGCUCACCUGGUAAUACUAAUAUUUAACUAUUCACCGAGUUGAGUAAUAAUAUUAUGAAUUUUGUUUGCGUCCUCGCUGUGACAUCUUCAACUUUAUUAUCAAGAGCCAAAGUGUUAAAUGCAUUUCAGCAUCUCAAGAACUCUGGUACUCCUAGAAUGAACCAGAGAUUCAUGAGUGUGUUCCACCUGUGAUGAGUUGGUUUGGGUCCAUUCAUGGGACCAUUAUUUUUGAGGGUAGACUUCACCUUCCAAAGUGUAUAACUAGUACUGUGUUGCAUUGCCAUCCCACUUGAGAAACCCACCCCACUUGGUUUGCCUUCAUGGAUUGCUCUGCCUUAUCUGGGUCCACCUUUUACAACAUUUUGAUGUUUCAGUGCUGUGUCUGCACUCUUAUCAUCUGUUCUGGUUCCUUUUCUUAUCAGUAUGCUUCUAAUUCAAGUAUGUUUGAUUUACACUGAAACUGAGAUUUAACACUUGAGUUCCAUGUUGGUGGACUAAAUUAUAAUCUUGUCUUUAUGGUCUGUGGUAGUGAAAGAUAUUGUGGUCCUUCUCUUGGUCAUUGUUGUAAGGCAUGUUUGUUUUCAAUGAAAUAAAUAUAAGGUGGUGAAGUAUGGUGGAUGUCUCA